Messenger RNA from Raphanus sativus (radish), 1180 nucleotides. Its product is annotated as telomere repeat-binding factor 1. The record is from RefSeq and is a predicted model, not a curated record. Gene Ontology annotation, biological process: nucleosome assembly. Bases 125 to 1003 code for a protein of 292 amino acids. Gene Ontology annotation, cellular component: nucleosome. The transcript has 6 exons. Gene Ontology annotation, molecular function: double-stranded telomeric DNA binding. Lineage: Eukaryota; Viridiplantae; Streptophyta; Magnoliopsida; Brassicales; Brassicaceae.
AAAAAAUAAUUCCAUAGAUAUUUUUAUUUCUCUGAAGACCUCACGAAACCUGAAUAAAUAACGAAAUUGGCCGGUCGAAGAUCAAUUUCCCCUCAGAAAAAUCUGGUGCGUGUCAACAUCGUCAAUGGGUGCUCCUAAGCAUAAAUGGAGUCAAGAAGAAGAGUCAGCUCUAAGAUCUGCCAUUGUCAAGCACGGCCCUGGUAAAUGGCGCACAAUCCUCAAAGACCCUGACUUUAGUCGAGUCUUGUACCUUCGUUCCAAUGUAGACCUUAAGGAUAAAUGGAGAAACAUUAGUGUCAUGGGGUAUGGAUCCGGAUCCGGAUCGCGUUCAAAGUCUAGUGUUGCUGUUAAAAAGACACAUGGCUCAUUGCCAAGUGAUGAAGAAAUCUUAAAAAUGGUGGAUUCUAAGAACUUUUCCACCACCGGCUCCUCUGCACUGCAAGUUCCUUCUCCAAGGACUCCUAAUUGGCUGGAUAGCCUUAUAAAUGAAGCAAUAUCUAACAUGAAAGAAGGUGGCUCUAGCAAAACAGCAAUUGGUAACUACAUCCAGGAACGAUAUGAGGUACCGCCGAACUUCAAAACGUUGCUGUCUUCCAAGCUAAAGUACUUGUCAGCUUGUGGUACUGGUAAGCUUAUCAAGGUUAAACGCAAGUAUAGUAUUCCAAACUCCACUGCUUUGUCUUCCCACAAGAAAAGACAUUUGGGGACGUUGUCUGAUAAGAAGAGUAUUCCUUCUCUGUCAUCACCUGAAACAGACAGAGAUGAAAUGAGUGUUCAGACAAAGUCGGAGGAUGAUGCUGAGUUAGCCAGAAUGAUGAUUGUGGACAUACAUGAGGCGGCAGAAAUUGCAGCACAGGCGGUUGCGGAGGCAGAAGCUGCUAUGGUAGAGGCUGAUGAAGCUGCAAAGCAAGCAGAUGUAGCAGAAGCUGAAGCAGAAGCAGCUCAAGCUUUCGCCCAAGAAGUUUCAAAGACCCUGAAAGGCAUAGACAACUGCAGCAGAUGAUCCAUCCUUGAGGUGACAGAGAGAAGGGUAGAAGUAGUGUUUGUGUGUUGAUGAAUCUCUAGUUGGGAACCUAUGUCUAUUACUUUUGUUUACUUGUUCCCUUAACAGCGUUAUAUCCUUUUGUUUAGAUAUGUCAACUUUGAAAAGUUUUAGUGAAGUUUUAGGACUUUCUAUGUA